CUUCGAUUCUGAAUGCUUCAGUGAACCAGCCAAAACACCCUUCAUCAUUUAGAAAUAUUAAACACUGGUUUCUCCGCCUUCUUAAAUAGUUUUCCUAAAAUAUUAGCUUUUAAACGCAUAUAUUUUUUAUCUCCAUUGCGGGCUUUUGGGUAAUUAACAAAAAAAAAGAAAAUUUGGUAGUUUUCAUAGGGACCAACUCGUCUGCAGACUUGCAAUUCCCGUAAAAGACUUCUUUGAACGGGUUCUUGUUUCCAGUGAGUCUUUUUUCUCAGAAGACAAACACAGUUGUUUUAUCUUUAGCAAUUCCUUAAAACAAAAAUGGCUACAACUGUACAAAAUGACAAAAAGAUCAUGAACGCAAAUCACCCUGGCCCUGGGAAGAGUAUUUUAGCUGGCGGUAUUGCUGGUGCAGUUGAAAUUUCCAUUACUUACCCAGCUGAAUUUGCCAAAACUCGCCUUCAGUUGUAUCGCAAUGUCGAGGGUGUAAAAGGAAAGCUUCCUCGUUUUGGUUUAGAAUGGUACAAAGGUUGCUCAACAGUCAUCAUCGGAAACUCCUUAAAAGCGGCUGUACGGUUUUUUGCUUUCGACAGUAUCAAAAAGACACUUGCCGAUGAAAAUGGUCAUCUAAGCGGGCCUCGAACAGUACUUGCUGGCUUGGGGGCCGGCGUUGCAGAAUCUAUACUUGUUUUGACUCCCUUUGAAAGUAUCAAAACUGCUAUCAUUGAUGAAGGGAAGAAGCCCAAUCCUCGUUUUAGUGGAUUCCUUCAGGCUUCCAAAUCUAUCCUCAUAGAGGGAGGUAUUUCAGCUUUGUAUCGUGGUUUGGCUCCCACAGUAGCUCGUCAAGCUACCAACUCUGGUGUACGCUUCACAGCUUAUAACAGCAUCAAACAAUCACUUCAAAGCCGACUUCCUCCUGAUGAGUCUCUUGGUACUGUAUCCACCUUCCUCAUAGGUUCUAUAGCUGGUAUUAUUACAGUUUAUUGCACGCAACCUAUUGAUACGAUCAAGAGUCGCAUGCAAUCUUUAACCGCUAAGCAAGAAUACAAGAAUAGCUUCCACUGUGCAUAUAAGGUCUUCACACAGGAUGGCGUCUUGCGAUUUUGGUCCGGUGCAACCCCUCGUCUAGCUCGAUUAAUUCUUAGCGGCGGUAUCGUCUUUACUGUAUACGAAAAAGUCAUGGGUGUUCUGCAACUCUUUUAAUUUAUUUACUCUUUGUUCUCUCAUUAUGUUCACUGUAUUACCCGUUGUCUAAUUUAAAUCAAUCUAUUUAACUAACUUCAUAUAAAGAAAAGAAUCCAUUACUUUUCAAUAAACUAAUAUUUACUGCUUUCCAA
Molecule: messenger RNA, 1334 nt
Organism: Schizosaccharomyces cryophilus OY26
Lineage: Eukaryota; Fungi; Ascomycota; Schizosaccharomycetes; Schizosaccharomycetales; Schizosaccharomycetaceae
Product: citrate transporter
Exons: 1
Coding region: 319-1200 (293 amino acids)
Biological process (GO): mitochondrial citrate transmembrane transport
Source: RefSeq, a predicted model, not a curated record